This is a messenger RNA of Cynoglossus semilaevis (tongue sole), 800 nucleotides long. RefSeq names its product serine/threonine-protein kinase TAO3-like. Gene Ontology annotation, molecular function: ATP binding; protein serine/threonine kinase activity. Gene Ontology annotation, cellular component: cytoplasm. The coding region runs from base 222 to 800 and encodes 192 amino acids. The transcript has 7 exons. The record is from RefSeq and is a predicted model, not a curated record. Lineage: Eukaryota; Metazoa; Chordata; Actinopteri; Pleuronectiformes; Cynoglossidae. Gene Ontology annotation, biological process: protein phosphorylation; regulation of cytoskeleton organization.
GUUAUAUGGACUUAUUUAUAUGGUAUUACUGCUAAUUCUGAGGUACAAUAGAGAGUUUGAGUCUGGGUUUAAAACAUUUAAAUUUGUAAUCUUGUUAGGGCAAAUCCCUGCUGAUUUUUUGAACAGUUUUUACUUAGUUGUUUAACUGUUUCCUAAACUCUUUGUAUUCAAUCUUUAAGGCACGAAACUCUUUCUCCAACGAGGUGGUGGCCAUCAAAAAGAUGUCCUACAAUGGCGACCAGACUACCGAAAAGUGGCAGGACAUCAUCAAGGAGGUCAAGUUUUUGGUACAACUGCGACACCCAAAUACUAUCGAGUACAAAGGCUGCUACCUGAAAGACAACACUGCCUGGCUAGUGAUGGAGUACUGUCUUGGUUCCACAUCAGAUUUACUAGAGGUUAACAAGAAACCACUCCAAGAAGUUGAAAUUGCUGCCAUUACCCAUGGUGCCUUGCUAGGACUUGCUUACCUACAUUCCCAUAAUAUGAUUCACAGAGACGUGAAAGCUGGUAACAUCCUGCUGACUGAGCUCGGUAAGGUCAAAUUGGCCGACUUUGGCUCCGCCUCCAUCGCCUCACCUGCCAACUCCUUCGUGGGAACACCUUACUGGAUGGCCCCAGAAGUGAUCCUAGCCAUGGACGAGGGUCAAUACGAGGGAAAAGUGGACAUCUGGUCCCUGGGCAUCACCUGUAUUGAACUUGCGGAGCGUAAACCGCCCUUGUUUAACAUGAACGCCAUGAGUGCCUUAUAUCACAUCGCCCAGAACAAUUCUCCCACACUGCAGUCAAAUGAGUGGUGA